AUGGCGUUCCUUCACCGUCUUAAAGAAAGUUUCAAAGAGGGUCUGGUGACGCUGACAAAUGCUGGCGAUGCACCACGGCGGAAUGACUCUCACACGCGCACGCUCUCUAAGCAAAGCAGCAAGGGGAAGGCGCGUUCGGCCAGUGUGUCCUUUGGCUUUCUGGAGUCGCACAUCCGAGACGCGAUAGCAGCAUUUGUUCAAGAUAAAAUUGACAAGGGCGAAGCCAAGCCCCACGUAUUCACGCAGUUCUGGCUUCAGUUUCCCAAGCUGGAGGCGGGUUUUGAGGUGCUGCGGCGGCAGCUGGAGGCGCGGACAGGUAGCCGGGAGGGUCCACUGCCGCUGGCGGUGCUGCAAUCCGCUCCCCGGGACUUCGGCAUCGAGGAGGGCUCGGUCAUGGUCCGGGAGCUGUGCAGCAAAGCCGCAACGCACAAAUGUACCGAUAUCGACUUCAUCGGUCUGGUCAUGUUGCUGCUGCUGGCGUUCACACACUUCAACUCGGCCAGGAAGGGCAAGCUUGAUAAGCGGGAGCACGACAACACCAUUUCCUUUGAGGACUUUCUUCGAGGUAUCCUGCAGCUGGUCCAGGACGAGUUUGGGGACGUAUCAGACGGUGAUGAUGAGGCCGUCGGACUAGAAGGAGCCGCCACCGCCGGCGGCUCAGGUUCCGGCUCGGCCACGCCGUCGCCGCCAGGCGAGGCCGACGGCGCAGCGGCGUCAGUUCCCAGUGCUCAGCUGGACACGGACAACUCAAUAUGGCAGCAGCAGCAACAGCAGGGGUUCCCCUUCGCGGAGACGAAGGUCAUCGGGUGCCUGGCCCGGCUCCUGGCCCGGGCUCCUGACAUAGUCCCAGUCCACCGGCAGCCCUCGGCGUGCUGA
Messenger RNA from Volvox carteri f. nagariensis, 876 nucleotides. RefSeq lists its product as uncharacterized. The coding region runs from base 1 to 876 and encodes 291 amino acids. The transcript is spliced from 7 exons. NCBI's taxonomy places the organism in Eukaryota, Viridiplantae, Chlorophyta, Chlorophyceae, Chlamydomonadales, Volvocaceae. The record is from RefSeq and is a predicted model, not a curated record.